This is a messenger RNA of Mollisia scopiformis, 1590 nucleotides long. RefSeq names its product PK beta-barrel-protein domain-containing protein-like protein. Gene Ontology annotation, molecular function: pyridoxal phosphate binding; 2 iron, 2 sulfur cluster binding; oxidoreductase activity. The transcript has 3 exons. The record is from RefSeq and is a predicted model, not a curated record. NCBI's taxonomy places the organism in Eukaryota, Fungi, Ascomycota, Leotiomycetes, Helotiales, Mollisiaceae. The annotation marks the transcript as partial.
CUCCUCCAACUCCGCACCUCCAAAAUGAAAACCAUGCUCAACCUCACCGUCAAGACGGGCAUCUAUAAAGAACCGCGCACCGAGCGCCUCUUCUGCUCCUCCACCGGCCUCGACGGCGACGAGCACGACCUCACCUUCCACGGCGGCGUCGACAAAGCCGUGCACCAAUACUACCCAGGCCACUAUGCCAACUGGCGGGCCGAGUUCCCGGACGCGGAGAGGAGAGAGGCGUUUACCCUCGGAGGGUUUGGCGAGAAUUUGGUGAGUGAAAAGAUGAAUGAGAGGAAUGUUUGUAUUGGGGAUAAGGUGCGGGUGGGUGGGGUGUUGUUGCAGGUUUGUUUGCCGAGGCAGCCGUGCUUUAAGUUGAAUCAUCGGUUUGGGGUGAAGGGGUUUGCGGCGCAGACGUGGAGGAAGAGUCGGACGGGGUGGUACUAUCGGGUUCUGGAGGAGGGGUGGAUGGGUGUUGGAGACUCGAUCGUGUUAGUUGAGAGGCUGCACCCCAAGUGGACGAUUGAAAGGAUACAGGAAUUUUUCCAUAGGGAUGACGGAAAUCUUGAGAUGUUGAGAGAGGUGACACAAAUCCCCGAAUUCGGUGAUGAAAUGAAAGGAGGCCUCAAACAAAAAAUUGACAAAUGCGAAGCUGCCCUCCUAGCAAAAGACAAGAAAAAGGACCCCGAGAAAUGGGAGGAAUUUACUCUCAUCGAGAAGAAACCCCAAACACCACACAUAACAUCCUUCACCUUCUCCAAACCCGGCACAGGCGAAGAACUUGAUCCGGGCUUCUUCGCUCGUCUCAAACUGCCCAACGGGCUCAUUCGUCCAUACUCCAUCGUUUCUGGAGACACGUGCAAAUUCCAGCUAGGCAUCAAACGCGAGGCUGACAGUCGCGGAGGAUCGAAGUAUCUGCACGAGGAAUUGAACGAGGGAGAUAAGAUUCUGGUGGGGAAUAUGACGGAGAGUGUGCCGAUCAAGGGACAGGCUUCGAAUCAUAUCUUUAUUGCGGGCGGGAUUGGGGUUACGGCGUUCUUGAUGCAUGCGGAUGUUUAUGGGCAGAUUAGUUUUAAUUAUACGCUGCAUUACGCGGAUAGUGGGGAGGAGGAGAUCCCGUUUAAAGAGGAGAUUGGGAAAUUGGGAGACGAUGGAAGGGUGAGGAUUUAUGAUAAGGGGAAGAGGGAGAGGAUGGAUAUUGGGAGGAUUUUGAGGGAGAGGAGCUGGAAUUCGUAUGUCUAUGUGUGUGGACCGCAGAGGAUGAUUGAUGAGACGGUGAGGCAGGCGAAGAUGUUGGGGAUCGGGCAGGAUGAGAUUCAUUAUGAGGCGUUUCAGAUGGAUACGACGGGCGAUCCGUUCUCGGUGGAGGUGAAGAAGACGGGGAUGAGGUUGCAGGUUGAGGAGGAGAAGACGUUGUUGCAGAAGUUGAGGGAGGCGGGGUUGGAGGUUGAUUCUAGUUGUGAGACGGGGAAUUGUGGGACUUGUCGGGUGGAGGUUUGUGAGGGGAAGGUGGAGCAUAGGGGGAGUGGGUUGGCUGAGGAGGAUAAGGGGGUUGCGAUGUUGAGUUGUGUUUCUAGAGGGGUGGGACAUUUGGUUAUUGAU